AAGCGAAAGCUCUUCCACUAGAUGGCAGAAAGCACUAUACUGUAAUCAACCGAUGUAUCCACUUCGUGUGGCGUUGAGUGCAGUACCGUGUGACUUUUUAGUGGUGUUUUGGCUCAAUGAAUGUUCGGGAAAUUGCACCGAUUGACCCAACCAUAACAUUCGGCACACCUGGAUAUUAUUUCAAUGGGACUAACACAAGAGCUGUAACAAACAUUUUGCUUUCGGUGUGGUUUUAAUUCAUUUAAACGUGCCAUUUGAACAGUCGUAGUAUUUUUUGGAUUAUCCCCACGUAUACGAGCACGACAAUAAAUCACAGUUGGUCCAAUUCUGACGAAGCUGUGGCGUGUCUUGUCUCCUGCAGUAGGGCGCCAUAGAGCUCUUUUGUCCACAUCCCGAGACGGACAAGACAGCGUAUCCGCAAGUAGGGCUAUGUUAUUGUUGUGCCCGGAAAACUUGACGCUUUUCUUGAAGUGACAUUGACGACCAGCGCUGCUGUUGCUGGACAUAGCGGACGCGCGGCAUUUUCACUCAACGUGUUCGCCACUGACCGAGUUCUGCGACUUCAGUUCUCUAGGAAAGAAGUUUGUUGUCUUCACCGGUGUUGCCUGCUAGCGUCGAUGUUGGCGGCUAGCCUGUUCGCGUAAAUGCUGUUGCCGAGAAUGGACCUGUUGAACCCUCAGUUCCUGGACAAGAUGAACAAUAACAUCGGGAGACUGCACUAUGGAGAUGAGUCCAGGACACCCACGCUGCCCUCUGCUGUGUCCAACAUCAGCGGGCCGCCUCCGCUCUGCCCAAGCAAACGGAAGUAUGGCGAUGAACAAAAGGACCAAAUGAAUUGCGAUGAGGACCACGUGACUAAAAUGAGCAGAUUGUUUGCAACUCACCUUGCUCGUCCCUCUGCUGGAGACAACAGUGGUGAGCAUUGGAGCUUGAGUCACAAUCCCGUGGAGAACAUCAGCUCUUCCUCCAACGGUCUCCAUGGGAACCAUCUGUAUGCUUCCAUUUCCGGCUACGCCAUGGACCAGCCGCUAGCGCUGACCAAACGCAGCCUCGACAACACAGUCGUGGGCAGAGAGAGGUCCGUUGUCGGUGCAGCUGUUGAGCGGCAGCAGAAUCGCCCCUCUGUUAUUACCUGUGCUCCUGCAAGCAACCGCAAUUGUAAACUCUCUCACUGCUCCCUGAGCCCAAACUCUGAUGAGAGGAGGACAAAUGCUAACGCAGUUUGCGAUCCUGUGAUUGAGGAGCACUUCCGCCGUAGCUUGGGAAAAAACUACAAAGAAGCCGACCCCGUGAGCAACCCAGCGUCCAACUCUGUCUCCAUCACAGGGUCAGUGGACGACCACUUUGCCAAGGCGCUGGGGGACGCCUGGAUCCAGAUCAAGGCCAAAGGUGGGGGUCAUCAGGCCCCAGAAACAGAUCCAUGAAGAGGUGACAAAAGGUUCCAAUCACUUGUGGACGUCACGUUCAUCAUUUCAGUAUCAAAUCUCUGCAACGUAAGACUUUGCUUUCGUCUUAUUCAAUCCAAGGUCCACUUUUUAUCUGAACUCUUGCCUUACAACAAAACUCUAACCAGAAAAAUAAUGAUGGCUACAUUGGGUCCAGUGUUAGCUGUGAUGUUAUAAAUGGAAAGAUUUUGUCCAUCUAUAAUGAGAAAAGCAGAACGAACAAAAAAAAAAAAAAUAAACAAUGGGUCACUUUUUCUAGGUAAUGUUCUGCGUAUUUACCUGCCUCUGUAGCCAAAGAAACUUCUCCCUGCCUUUCAGCAUGUCAGCAAUAUGUUUUAGGGCUCGAUGCGUUCGUCUACAUUUGUUUCAGAUUUAAAUCUACACUAAAUUUGCUUUGGUAUUACUUGAAAAUGUUUCCCCAUCUCAUUUGCACUAUUACACUUCGGAUAGCAUAUGUAGCAGGUUCCCAUUUUUGUGAUUCAGAACCUGUUUUUUUUUUUUUUUUUUUUUU
This is a messenger RNA of Syngnathoides biaculeatus (alligator pipefish), 1956 nucleotides long. RefSeq names its product vestigial-like family member 4a (gene vgll4a). The transcript is spliced from 6 exons. NCBI's taxonomy places the organism in Eukaryota, Metazoa, Chordata, Actinopteri, Syngnathiformes, Syngnathidae. The record is from RefSeq and is a predicted model, not a curated record. The coding region runs from base 645 to 1424 and encodes 259 amino acids. Gene Ontology annotation, biological process: negative regulation of DNA-templated transcription. Gene Ontology annotation, molecular function: transcription coactivator binding.